GAGGGACUAUGCGAAGACGUUGAAAGCCUCUCCCACCCUGCAAAAGUCCAGAGGGAUCUCGACUGCUGACUCAGCCACUGUCGGGACACGUCGGCGGGUCGCCUAUUCCUAUUUGGGUUAUCGAUAAGAACCGCACGCGUUUCCAAGUGUCGUCAUUCUAAGACGCUUAUUACUCCAUUCAUUUCCCCGGCAUGUUGUCCGGUCUCGUAUUGGUUUUACCGUAUGGGUCCGUAAGCGGUAAUUAUUCCAUGGUCCCCGCAAUGCGCUGCAGGCGGUGUCUCGGAAUGCCUCCAUUCGGUAAAGAAACAACCAUGCAGGUACCGAGUCAUUAUUGUACCCCUCCUUCAUUGUAUGCUUUGUGGAUUGUCAGCGAUAAGCGGACUUGAUGAGGCCAUUCUUUCGCUCAUUGAUUCGACCACCACCUUUGUUUCGGUCGGCGUUAUUUGUUCAAAGGGUCGCAUCUGGUCAAAGAUUCAUUAUGGCGAGCCUAUCAACAGCUUCCAAUAAUAAGGCCAACACCUGGCAAGGCGUUGGGGCGGCGGAGUUUGACCUGAGGAGCGACACAAUGACCAAACCGACUAUGUCAAUGCUCGAAGCGAUCACUCAAACCACGCUCCUGGACGAUGUUUUCAAUGAGGACCCGGUGACCAAUGACCUGCAGGCCUAUGUAGCCCAACGCACCAACCAUGAAGAUGCAUUGCUCGUCAUGUCCGGAACAAUGGGUAACCAGGUUGCGAUUCGAACUCACCUCGUGCAGCCGCCGUAUUCUGUGAUAUGCGAUCGCCGUUCGCAUAUCGUCUGCUACGAGGCGGGAGGAGUCAGUUCGUUGACCGGUGCGAUGGUCCAACCCCUCGAUCCCAAGAAUGGCCGCUAUCUCACCUUGGAGGAUAUCCAGAAAUAUGCGGUGCUUGACGACGACAUCCACCAUUGUCCCACGAAGCUGAUCAGCCUGGAAAACACCUUAGACGGCGGGGUUCUGCCGCUCGCGGAGGCUCGUAGAAUUACAGAAUGGGCGCAUGCGAACGGGAUCAAGGUGCAUUUGGACGGGGCGAGGCUCUGGGAAGCGGUGGUGUCCGGGGCCGGUAGCUUACCGGAGUACGCUAGUUUGUUUGACAGUGUGAGCUUGUGUUUCUCUAAGGGUCUCGGGGCGCCUAUUGGUAGUAUUAUUGUUGGGUCCAAGGAGUUUAUUAAGAAAGCUAGAUGGUUCCGCAAAGCUAUUGGAGGUGGAGUCCGACAAGCAGGGGUACUCGCUGCAGCUGCCCGGGUUGCUCUCGACGAAAACUUUGGCACGGACCCCCAUGGCCAGGGAGGGAAGCUCCGCGAAGCGCAUAUUAAGGCGAAGAAAGUCGCUGAGAUGUGGCAACGCCUCGGCGGCAAGCUGUCUCAGCCAGUAGAGACUAACAUGGUGUGGGUGGACCUUGACGCGGCCGGGCUGGGGCCCAAUGACUUGGGGGAGAUAGGGAAGGACAAGGGGCUGAAGCUGUUGGGCAAUCGGAUUGUCAUUCACUACCGUACGUACCCCUCAUUCUACGGGUUAUUUAGGAUUAUCCUUGCAGCGGACACUGACUCGAUCCCAGAGGUAUCGGACGAAGCGAUUGCGCGUCUGGGCGAAGUGUUUGGGUUGGCUAUGAGUGGGAGCUAUCAACGUAGCACGGAUCAAAGCCUACCAUACGGUAGCAGGUGAAAGCCCUAAGACUUGAAAUGUAUUGAUCUCAACG
Molecule: messenger RNA, 1718 nt
Organism: Aspergillus pseudonomiae
Lineage: Eukaryota; Fungi; Ascomycota; Eurotiomycetes; Eurotiales; Aspergillaceae
Product: threonine aldolase GLY1
Exons: 2
Coding region: 386-1684 (432 amino acids)
Biological process (GO): L-threonine catabolic process; glycine biosynthetic process
Cellular component (GO): cytosol
Molecular function (GO): L-allo-threonine aldolase activity
Source: RefSeq, a predicted model, not a curated record